AUGGGGAUGGCUCAAGUGCAGAUGGCUGAAUCAGAAUCCCGAGCCAUGGGCAUUCAACCCGACGGCAGAGAAACGUAUUUGCUAUCCAUCUUCAACACGAAAGUCUGCCGGGACGCCACUUGGCUGUCCUCGCCUUCAGUUUCGGACCACGCUGGCAACCUGGUGUAUGUUCUAGCGACUUGGCACUUCGGGUUCAUGAGGCUGUAUGGUGCGUUGAGAGAGCCCAGCGCUGACAAUAUUGGAAUAAUACAUGGUGCUAUCGCGUGCCUGACUGAUGAAGUGGUGUACAAAGAAGACUUGUUUUCGAGGCUCAAAACUGUGCCGGAGCGAAAAGCAAAGAAAGCAUCGGACAGAAUGAGAGAACGAGAUGCAAAGACUUUCAUCCUCUCGCUCCAUGAUAAUUUCCGACUUUCGGAGUCCUUCGUUGGAUGCAUCGCCCUAUUACCUGUACGACUGACGCGUGGAAUCGUUGGUCCGUGGCUGUUCAACGAGGAAGGCUCCGUCACCGUUCACGAAGUCUCGCGCAUCUUCUCAUGUAGUGCAAUGAACCGGGGGCGGAAGGCGGGGCAGAAAGUGGAAAAGUGGAGCGAGACCGAGGGGGACGCCCCGUACCCCCUUUCGGCGUUGAACCCCGCUAGAUGCAGCUUUACCCCGCGCGUCUGCCACGUCCCACAAGCGCCCCUGGCCUGCCGAAUUAUUGGCUUGGCAACACUUUGGUGGGCUGUCAUUGUCUUUACUCCUUUUCGGAACCAAAAUGCUCUUUGCGCCCCCGGUAAUGGAGACGGGACUUAUGGUGCUUCAAGAGCAUCUCUGCCGGGCGAUGACAGCAGCCAGGGGUCUGCUUUCUUGUCUUCUUUUGGCUUUGCUCGGCCGUCUGCGUCCACCAUCACCACCUGCGUGGCCAUGGUCGUCACUGGAGCCUCCUGUGCGUAUCAGGCAAACAAGAGACUGGCAAACACCCACGGCAUCCCAGCCAUGAUGCUUCCCAAGAAUCCCAACUCAGUGUCCUUCAUGUCGGCAGAGGAUCCGAUGCCGGACUUUAGAGACAACCAACCAUGUUCCUGUUUCACCAACUCCUUUUUCACUUCUCCAGCCUUCGUCUUCCCUGUCAUCAUCGGGCACAGCAAAGCUCAACUUCCGAGCUUGAUACCGCCCGUCGGAUUGCGUGUUGUGCAGGAUGUCUCCUCCCCCCUCCCCGGUCUCCCAACUUGCUCAGAAGGAUUCCUCGCUUCGCCCAAUUCUGCACACACACCACGCACGAUGCAAUGCUGCAUCACGGCACAGCUGAAGCUUCGUGCAGUUUUUGGCUCGCAAUCCACCGCAUCGGGUUGUACUCGCACACAGAGGAAGAAAGGUUUGUGUCACCUUGUAAAGUCCGGUUGUUCCCGACCAUUACCUACUGCCGCACGCCCGGCAGUCUUCGGAUUCGACCUUGAGGCUGAUGCCAAGAAGCUGAGGGGGUUGCGAUGCCACUGA
Colletotrichum lupini is the source of this 1476-nucleotide messenger RNA. RefSeq lists its product as uncharacterized. Bases 1 to 1476 code for a protein of 491 amino acids. NCBI's taxonomy places the organism in Eukaryota, Fungi, Ascomycota, Sordariomycetes, Glomerellales, Glomerellaceae. The record is from RefSeq and is a predicted model, not a curated record. The transcript is spliced from 12 exons.